Arabis nemorensis is the source of this 954-nucleotide messenger RNA. NCBI's taxonomy places the organism in Eukaryota, Viridiplantae, Streptophyta, Magnoliopsida, Brassicales, Brassicaceae. The record is from the annotation of a GenBank genome assembly.
AUGGAUUACUUGAGAAGAAGAACAGAGUUUGAAGCUAAUUUCGAUUCGUUGGAGCAAGAAGAAGGAUCAACAAUAUCGGAAUCUGGAAGUUGUGAUUCGUAUUCACCACCACGACCGUCUUUAGCCGACGAACAUGGGCUUAUGGAAUUGCUUGAAGGAGACAAAGCUUACGAUCUGAUCUACCGUAAUUGUAAAUCUGGUCUUCACGAUCAAUGUCAGAUUCUCUCCAUUCUUCGAAACGGAUUCCGACACGUUGGAUCUCGUGCAAAGCUCAAGACUUUUCAGGUUUUUCAAGAGGCGGUGGAGUUGAAACACGCCGGAGAUGGCGGCGCAGCUAAGGUGAAAUACGGUUGGUGCACCGUCAAGAGAACAGAGCUGAAAUCGAUUCUUGAAUACGGUUUUAGCGAACCGAGAAACGAUGGAUCUUAUGGUCGUGGAUUGUAUCUAUCGCCGGAUAAUACUUCUCUUCUUGAAUGUUUGAAGGAUUGUCCAGCUUCAGAAUCAGAAGAUGAUGGGAUUAGAUUCUUGUUGCUUUCGAGAGUUUUACUUGGAAAAUCAGAGAUUGUUUCUAAAGGGUCGACUCAAUCGUGUCCGAGUUCUCAAGAGUUUGAUUCAGGUGUUGAUGAUUUAGCUUCUCCGAGCAAGUAUAUUGUGUGGAGUACACACAUGAACACACAUGUUUUGCCUGAGUUUCUUGUCUGCAUCAAAGCUCCAUUAAACUUAACUCGAAGUGUAAAGAGAUUGAGAUCACCAUGGAUGGCAUUUCCUGUAUUGAUCAAAGCGUUGUCAAAGUUUCUACCUCCUUCGCAAAUCUUUAUCAUUCAAAAACACUACAAAGAUCAACAAAACAGGAGAAUCUCGCGGAGCGAACUAAUUCAACGAGUCAGAAGUAUAACCGGAGACAAAUUACUUGCUCAUAUCAUCAAGGCUUUUGGAAACAAAGUACAACAGUGA